AUGGACAGAUUUCAUGCUGUUAAGCUGCUUGACAUGUGUAUAGAGAACUGUGGCCCGAGGUUCCAGUCUUUAGUUGUGAAGAAAGAUUUCUGUAAAGACAAGCUGGUGAAGCUGCUGAAUCCAAGAUACAAUCUGCCGAUUGACAUGCAGGAGAAAAUCUUGACCUUUAUCAUGACGUGGGCCCGAGGCUUCCAAGGAAUGGUGGAUGUGAGCGAAGUAAAAGAAGUUUAUCUAGAAUUGCUGAAGAAAGGAGUGGAGUUUCCAUCUUCUGACGCCAGCAGAGGGGGACCUAAGACUUCAUCUCAGCCUUCUGCAAGGUCAUCACCAUCUUCUGCUAAUCCUGCGAAGCGUUCUUCACUGCCUCUGCCCACAGGCCCAACAUUGUUGUUGACUCCUGAGCAGGUUGGGAAACUGUACAGUGAGCUCGAUAUGGCAAAAAUGAAUGUGAGAGUCAUGUCAUCAAUAUUAAAAGAAAAUGUUCCUGGCUCUGAAAAUCCGGAUGAUAUGAAUCUUUUACAGAAACUGUACAAGACCUGUCGGAUGAUGCAGGAGAGGAUCAUGGAAUUGUUGGUGACAGUGGAGAAUGAAGAUGUGAUAGUUGAGUUAAUACAAGUAAAUGAAGAUCUGAAUAAUGUCCUCCUGGGACAUGAAAGGUUCUCUCGAAACAGAGUUCGUUUUUUGGAGAAUCAGAGAAUACAACGUGAACGCACAGAGCUGUACAGGAAACAGCCAUCUGCUCCUUCAAGUGACCUACUUGACCUCUCUGUAGAUUCUCCAUCUCCCGUGUCAACAGUGGUGCAAACUGACUCUGCAGUGUCGCCUUCAGGCCUUAAUUGCAUAUCUGUACACCCUGAAGAUAAAAAGAGGCAUCAUCCAUCCAUUUAUCCACAGCUGGAUUUAGUAACUACUACAAAAGCUCAGCAAUUCCUAUUUGCCACUGAAGCGCAAAACAACGGUGUGAGCAGCCCAGCUGGACAUUCGUACAGCAAUUUGGCAACUCUUUUGAGCCCAGUGCCUCUGAAUCCAGUAAAUCUGCAGACUGGACCUACGACGUCAUUAAACAGACCGUCACCAGCAGCUGCAUCAAAGAACAAGUCACAGUCGCCUCGUUACUAUGAGAUAAUGGAAUUUGAUCCCUUGGCUCCCACUGAAGCUGUUUAUGAAGACAUUGAUGGCGUGCUGAAGACAGCUGAUAAAAAGAAUACAGAAUGUUGA
This is a messenger RNA of Leptosomus discolor (cuckoo roller), 1215 nucleotides long. The record is from RefSeq and is a predicted model, not a curated record. NCBI's taxonomy places the organism in Eukaryota, Metazoa, Chordata, Aves, Leptosomiformes, Leptosomidae.